AUCAAAAUGUCCAGAAAGCCUGACGUACCUGAGAAUUACCAGUUGAAGAGAGAAGUAGAUCGAGCCAAUUUCAUACAAAUACAGGGCCAACAGGGGCAGCAGGGGCAGCAGGCCCAACAGGGGCAACAGGGGCAGCAGGCCCAACAGGGGCAACAGGGGCAGCAGGCCCAACAGGGGCAACAGGGGCAGCAGGAGCAGCAGGGGCAGCAGGGACAGCAGGGGCAGCCGCCCCAAUAAUUUUGCCAAAAAAUAAUUAUAAUGAUAAAGCCAGAAUCGAAAAAAGACUAACAGCUAACGCAGAUUUUGUAUAAUUUUUCUGCAGUUUCGCUGCUUUCAUAUCCCGCAUGAA
Messenger RNA from Magallana angulata, 349 nucleotides. RefSeq lists its product as uncharacterized. The transcript has 2 exons. The record is from RefSeq and is a predicted model, not a curated record. Lineage: Eukaryota; Metazoa; Mollusca; Bivalvia; Ostreida; Ostreidae. Bases 7 to 237 code for a protein of 76 amino acids.